AUGGAGGAUCAAGAUGAGGAUCAAGAUGAGGAUCAAGAUGAGGAUCAAGACGAGGAUCAAGACGAGAAUGAGGGGGCCAAAGAAGAUAUUGAAGAUAUUGAAGACAAUAAAGAAACAGAUGAAGAUGAUUAUUUCUCUGAAGGAGAAGAUCAUCUAACCGUCGGGCCUAAUAUCUUAGACAAUUUUGACAACACUAUCGGCCCUCAAUCAUUAGGUUUCACGGCAGGAGGGCAAGGAUACCACCGUCCGCGAGCGUACACACAGACCCUUGCUGCGUUGAUCCACCAGCAGACUCUCCUUCUCCUCGAAUCGACACUUCCCAUAUCCGGCUACCCCGGCUUAAGGAUCUCGGCUCGACCGCGACGAGAACAGCUUGUCCAUCUUCAAGCAAUGCGGCGACGGUAUACUUGUGGCGGGUGCCUCACCUCCCUCCUCGAGUUCACUGGUCUCCUGGCCUUCGGUCGCCACUUCCUCGACUCCGAAGGACCGACAUUCUUCUUUCAUUGGAGUGAUGACGGUCAAACUCUGUCGUUCGCGGAGUAUUAG
Messenger RNA from Exophiala spinifera, 546 nucleotides. RefSeq lists its product as uncharacterized. The coding region runs from base 1 to 546 and encodes 181 amino acids. The record is from RefSeq and is a predicted model, not a curated record. The transcript is spliced from 2 exons. NCBI's taxonomy places the organism in Eukaryota, Fungi, Ascomycota, Eurotiomycetes, Chaetothyriales, Herpotrichiellaceae.